This is a messenger RNA of Daucus carota subsp. sativus, 1166 nucleotides long. Its product is annotated as xyloglucan endotransglucosylase protein 6. Gene Ontology annotation, cellular component: apoplast; cell wall. Gene Ontology annotation, biological process: xyloglucan metabolic process; cell wall biogenesis. Gene Ontology annotation, molecular function: xyloglucan:xyloglucosyl transferase activity; hydrolase activity, hydrolyzing O-glycosyl compounds. The record is from RefSeq and is a predicted model, not a curated record. Bases 109 to 1011 code for a protein of 300 amino acids. Lineage: Eukaryota; Viridiplantae; Streptophyta; Magnoliopsida; Apiales; Apiaceae. The transcript has 4 exons.
CGAAGAGUCUACUUGCUCACUUCCAUCUCUUUCUGUGUCUGUAUCCACAGAUAACACAUACUACAAAUUUUGGACAUCUCCCUCAACAAAAACACAAACUCAUCAACCAUGGGUCCUGCUUCUUCUUUGUCAACUAGGCGUCUGGUGUUGUUUGGGAUCAUGAUUGGCCUGAUGAUGCUAGUCACUUCAGUCAGCUCCAGGAACUUUGAUCAGCUAUUUCAGGCUCGUUGGGCUCUCGACCAUUUCGCUUAUCAAGGCGAUACAGUCAAAAUGAAGCUCGAUAACUUUUCCGGGGCUGGAUUUUCAUCAAAAAGCAAGUACAUGUUUGGAAAAGUUACCGUGCAGAUAAAGCUUGUUGAGGGUGACUCUGCUGGAACUGUCACUGCUUUUUAUAUGUCAUCAGAUGGUCCAAAGCAUCAUGAGUUCGAUUUCGAGUUUCUUGGAAAUACUACUGGAGAGCCGUACCUAGUCCAGACCAAUGUUUAUGUGAACGGUGUGGGCAACAGGGAACAAAGAUUGAAUCUUUGGUUCGACCCUUCUAAAGAUUUUCACUCCUAUUCUAUCCUCUGGAACCAGCGCCAAGUUGUCUUUCUGGUGGAUGAUACGCCUAUUCGAGUUCACUCCAACUUAGAGCACAAGGGGCUCCCAUUCCCCAAGGACCAAGCCAUGGGCGUGUAUAGCUCGAUAUGGAACGCUGAUGACUGGGCCACUCAGGGUGGCAGGGUCAAAACCGACUGGAGCCACGCACCUUUCGUGGCUUCUUACAGAGGCUUCGAAAUUGAUGGGUGCGAGUGCCCUGCCUCAGUGGCUGCAACAGAAAUUUCACGAAGGUGCAGCAGUAGUGCUGAGAAGCGGUUCUGGUGGGACGAGCCUAGAUUGUCUGAGUUGAACUUGCAUCAAAGCCAUCAGCUCACGUGGGUGCGAGCGCACCACAUGAUCUACGACUACUGCUCGGACACCGCGAGGUUCCCGGUCGCUCCCGUGGAAUGCCAGCACCACGGCCGCAAGUGAUCGGUGUUGAAAUGUGUGGUGCCUGAUAGGAGUUCGAUCAAGAUGUAAAAAACAUAAACUACUUGAAGUCUGCGGACAAUCGAACUCCAUGUUAAUUAGUCGUUUGCACAAUGUAAAAUAUGUGUAAUGUUUAUAUUAAUCUAAGAUCUGCUGUA